CAAAAGUUUUCAAAACAAUCGUGUUUGUGCGCGGAACUGUGUUCUUGGCAACCAGGAACCAUAUGUUUUUAACUGAUAAAAGAUUAUAAAUAACGUCCAAAUGUUGUCGCAGGCUUCUACUUUGACUUAGAAGUUAUUUAAAACACAUAGGAAAAGAGAACAUGGCUCGUGGGACAGGAAGGAAAGCAGAGUCUGCAAAUGGCCCAGUGAAGACUAGAAUGUCUCAGAGGUCUAGAAAUCAUCCAUCAAGAGAAAUUAGCAGAUCCUUUCACCAAGAUGAAGAAAGUGAACAUAAAGCCACACCUGAGGAAGAAAAGAUACCAUUAAACUGCAACAGUGGAAAUCAUAAGCCAGGAAAUAGUCAUUUACCACCAGAAAAUAAGCAACAUAAUAAGGAAGUGGGUCUCUCUCCAAAAAAAUUUGAUAAAAAAAUGAGGUAUGAGUCGUCGUGUACUCUAACUAGGAAAUCCCAGGUUUUGAACACUGAAAAUAAAUUAAUUGUUAAGUCACAAAUAAGUAAAAAGUGUGAUAGUUUGUCUCAGGUACAUUCCAAACCAAGAAUAGUCUCAAAAGAAUGUGGUAGUGAACCAAAACCAAAAUGUGAUUCAGACUUUGGGACAAACAGUGGACAGAAGUGUUUCUUUGGUAUAGAUAAUUCCACUUUAGUCUUGGAGAUGAUGUUGCAUGCAAAUACUAUACUUUAUGGAUUAUUGUCUCUAUCAACUAACCAUUUUACAAAGGUUGCAUUCAAACUGCCAGUAGCUGUGGAUCCAUUCAUGGUGAAAGUCUUUUAUACGCUUUUGUUAGGAGUUUUAGCAGAUUUUAUAUCGCCACUUAUAGCACUUUUAGUCCCCCAAGUGACUUGCCUUGUUACGGGAUUUUUACUUAGUCUUCAAGUCUUCCCACAGCACAUGGCAUUCAUUGCUGUUUACCUACCUCAGUUGAAUUCAGGACUGAUAGGAACACAAUUGUUAAUGAAGCUCUCGAAACCAUCAGAAAGUUUUGCUGCUGGUUUAUCAAGGAUAAAUUGUUUUUACUGCCUAACUGAUCUCUUUAGUCCAUGGCUGUUAAAGCUUGUUACUCGGAAUAUUGGGUAGGAAUAAUGUCAUUCUGUGUCAGAUAUUUUUCAUUUUUUAUGAUUAAAUAUUGACUCAUUAUGAGCUGAGAGAGAAACUUUAAUAGAUAACACACGAUAAUAUUGCAAUA
This is a messenger RNA of Macrobrachium nipponense, 1206 nucleotides long. RefSeq lists its product as uncharacterized. The coding region runs from base 162 to 1097 and encodes 311 amino acids. Lineage: Eukaryota; Metazoa; Arthropoda; Malacostraca; Decapoda; Palaemonidae. The record is from RefSeq and is a predicted model, not a curated record. The transcript has 5 exons.